AUGUCAGUAAUUGCGGUUCUUGUUAGUAGUAGUUUGAUCGGUUUUUACAGGCUAUCAGUAUAUCUGUAUAGGUCACAGAGUUUUUCAUCGACUUUCCUAAAUUUCCGUGAAAUAAUCAUGUCCAACAUGUCAAUUGAGUCCAUUAGUUCUUGUGAAAUUGCUGGCAACUCAAAUUACGGAUUAUUAAAGCCAAAAAGCCCAGAUUUGAGCCAGAAAUCUGAAGUAGUUUGCUCAUUUAACUUUAAAGAGGCUGUUCCUGGUGUUUGUUUUGUAAUUACUGGCGUAAUUUUGAAGACUUGCGAAAGAUUUUCCAUUAAUUUAGUGAGUACUGGACAUAAACAAGAUAUUGCGCUUCAUUUGAAUCCACGAUUGCCCCAAAACUACAUUGUGAGGAAUUCCAAGAUAAAUGGCUCAUGGGGAACUGAGGAGACAUGCAGUCAAUAUUCAUCACAUUACGACUUAUUUAGAGGACAUAAAUUCUCUAUAGAAAUCCUUAUUACUGAGUCUGAAUUUAUGCUGUCAAUUAAUAAUAGACAUUUUGGAUCAUAUGCUCAUCGAGUACCUUUCAGGAAGAUUAAUGGAAUUGAAGUCAAAGGAGAUAUAAAAGAAGUCGCAAUAGAUCAGUUGUAUCGUGACAAAUAUCCCGAAGUGCCAACACAAGAUAUUUUGAGUUAUGAUGAAACAUUGCGUGAUGAUGUAAAAUUCGUAGUUCCUUAUAUUGCUAAUAUUCCCGGUGGCUUUACUAGAAACAAAUCCAUUCACAUUAUUGGACGUGUUAAAAUGCUUCCUCAUUCGAUUGCUUUCAAUUUACAGCAAUCACCUUUCUUUUGGCCACAUCCAACUGUCCCUUUGCACGUAAAUCCAAGGUUUGGUGGAGGCAAGCACAUCAUCUGUCGCAAUACUUGGAAAAAUGGAAAAUGGAUGAAGGAAGAAAGGACUGAUAUAUCGAGCAGAGACUUAAGUCCAGGAAGAGAAUUCCAUUUAGUGAUUGAAUGUGACUUUGAUUGCUAUCACAUCCAUCUUAAUGAUCAAGAAUUUGCUAAAUACAUGUUCCGUUGCGAUGAUAAUGCUACGAAAAUUGUCGAUACUUUGAAUAUUGCUGGUGAUGUCGUUUUGAAGAAAGUCUACCUUCAAACGAGAAUUUAUGACUAA
Molecule: messenger RNA, 1152 nt
Organism: Chironomus riparius
Lineage: Eukaryota; Metazoa; Arthropoda; Insecta; Diptera; Chironomidae
Source: the annotation of a GenBank genome assembly